UUCACUGUCUCGUUUCAUCAUUUCUCGUGACUUGUAAUACAUUGUCUCUCUCAGAUCUGCUCUUCUUCUGCCUUUUGUGAUUUCUUUUUCUUAAAUUUGAUAUUUCUGCCGAAUAUUGCGUUGUUCUUGAGUUUCUUCUUGUCUUCUAUUGUCAUGGAUGUUGCUCAUUAUUUUUGGAGAAUGUGCAGAUCGAUUGGAUCGGAUUUGACUUUUCCUUCUGGUAUUAGCGUCGUUUUGAUCACAGAGGAAGAUUAGAGCUCUAGAACAUGGUUCUUGACAACAUUCUAGCUUCUCCUCGCAGGAGGACCCCAACAUUUAGGAAGCAUUUUCCUGCAAAUGAGUUGGGAAGUUGGUCAACUCUCUUCAAUCGACAUCGCUUCCUCUUAACCGCACUGGCACUCUUGACUUGCCUUUGCACAAUCUACCUUUAUUUUGCAAUCACAUUAGGGGCUACUGCAUCGUCUUGUUCGGGUUUGACUGGAGCUCAAAAAGAAUUGUGUCAUCUGGAGCAUGCCAAGGCUUCUCUGGCUAAAGGAAAAUUGAAAUUUCUAUGAUACGUAGGGACCUUGAGGUACAAAGCUUCUCAUUUAUUGGUUCUUCUUCUCUUUGGUGGGAUCUGUAUUUAUAAGAAAUGAAGAUCAUUGUAGGUCAAAAGUUCAUUCAUCCAUUUUGAUUCAUACAUGUAACUGAUAAAAUGUAGCAGAAUGUCAUUAACAUUGCUUCCUUGCAUUAAUUUGUUCCUUUUUCCUUGCUUGUUUCUAUGUUAUGAUGGAUUUAUAUGAAAACUUCAAGCAGAAUGAAUGUUCAUAUUGCUGUUUUGACAUUAA
Cucurbita maxima (winter squash) is the source of this 827-nucleotide messenger RNA. RefSeq lists its product as uncharacterized. The record is from RefSeq and is a predicted model, not a curated record. Lineage: Eukaryota; Viridiplantae; Streptophyta; Magnoliopsida; Cucurbitales; Cucurbitaceae. The coding region runs from base 267 to 554 and encodes 95 amino acids. The transcript is spliced from 2 exons.